GUUGCCAAAGAGCAUUCAUUCACGGAAGUAAGACAGAGAUGCAUAUACAUACAGACCAAUGCACAGCCUCGUCCACACACGACGAAAAAGAUAAAAAGAACGUCAGAUAAAAAGAACGUCAUCGCGCGCACACGCAGACAGACACAGGAAGGGAAUACCUGCACUGUCUGUCAGUCUACAGUCCCUGUGCAGGGAGCUUGCAAGCACCCUACCCUACAUUCCCUUUCGUGUGAGUCCUGCCUGCGCAAUGUUGCGUCUGCUCGUCUGUCACCAACAAAUCGUGUUUGUGGCUCUUGGUCGAUCAUGGUGUCUGAACAUGGCAUGGCUGCCUGGACAUCUGAAGCAUUCAAGCACUCUUCUCAGAACUGACACAACAGACAGGACACACACACACACACACACACGCACACAGUCCUCAGCCUUGUCUGCGUGUGUCUGCGCUCUUGCUCACCCGUUCGGUCGUCUGUCAACGAUGUCAUAGAACGACCGCACCCAGUCGCGCCAUGAGUGCUCACCUGACAGACAGACACACGGACACACGGCUUGGCCAGUCCAUCAACGUCAGCUGACUGCUGCAAGCUCUGUCUAACCUGCGACAAACACGUGAAUGGGGUUCUCCUUGGUCGUGCCUUCUGUCGUGAACACGUCGACUAUCCGCUCCUGUCUGUCCCGCUCUGCCCCUUCUCCCCAAAACUCCAGACGCGCCGCAUCCACGCCUUUCAGGGUGACGCUGUAGCCCCGAAGAAUACGCCCGCACAGGCCUUCCAGGGUCUCUUCGGGAUAGAAGCAGAUCGCAGCAGGGGGCUUAAUCUCCAGACCUCGAUGUACACACACGUACUUGGCAAUCGCGCGGGGUCUGACCUCUUCGCUCGUCAU
Messenger RNA from Vitrella brassicaformis, 876 nucleotides. Lineage: Eukaryota; Vitrellaceae. The record is from the annotation of a GenBank genome assembly.